AUGAAACUCAGAAUCCUAACCAUUAUUCUUCUACCAAUAAUUGAGGCUAAAAUAGCGAUUGAGAUAAUGAUGACAAAAAGUGACAAUCAAAUACAAAUAUCCGGAUGUAAUUCUGACGUUAUAAGCGAUACAGAAACACUUACAUUUAACUUGACCGAUGCUAAUCUUAAAAACGCUGUGGAAAAAUUAUUCGGUAGAAAACCUGACGAUGUAUUUCUCAAAAGCCCUACACCCUGGGGAGAUCUGUACGAGACAUACUCUUGGGAGGAAGUUGAGAGACAUUUCCGGCCGCAACGCGCCAUUAAAAACAUAAUUAAAAACAAAAUGGUUGUACUGUCGCAACAAUUUUACAAUAACCAAGGUAAUUCAACAGUUUUCUCAGUGAAAAUUGAGGAUAAAAUCGAGAACAAUGUUGCUUCAAAAUGGACGAAAGCUCAAGAAUUAACAGUGAACGACUAUAUCACUUAUGACAUUAAGCUUGACGAUUUUCCGAGAAUCUUAUUCAUAGCGAAUUACAAUCAAAACGCAAAGAAAUACGAAAUAGUAAAAAUCGAUGCCAACAUUGAUGUGCAUUUAGAACCAAACCAACAUAUUAAGGCGGAGUUGGCGGCAAACAUAACAACAGUUGAGGUUAUAAUUGAUUACGAGGCACACUUGACAGGUUUGACAGCUGUCAACUACGUCAGAAAAUACGACAAUCAUCAUUUUUGGGGUUUAGACAUUAACACCGUAAUGGCGGCAGGUAGAUUGAAACCAACAGUGAAAGUUAUGGAAGAGAUUACGAUAGAAUAUUAUUCGGAUGCGAACAUUAUAAUCACAGAUCAGAACACUAGUGAUGUAUUAAAUACGUACUCCGUCAACUUUUUGUAUUAA
Messenger RNA from Bombyx mandarina (wild silkworm), 873 nucleotides. RefSeq lists its product as uncharacterized. The record is from RefSeq and is a predicted model, not a curated record. Lineage: Eukaryota; Metazoa; Arthropoda; Insecta; Lepidoptera; Bombycidae.